AUGUUACCAAUAGAUUUAAAACUUCGUAUUAUUACAACUAUUGAAGGAUUUAUUGGAACUAUAUUAAAUUUAUUAACAUUAUUUAUUGUAUUUAAAACACAGUUUGGUUCAAAAUCUACAACAUUAAUGUUAAGAUUACAAACAAUAUUUGAUUGUAUAGCAUGUUUAUUAUAUUCAAUUUACUUAGUAACAGAAAAUAAAAAUUUAUUAGAUAAUAAAAAUCCAACUAAUAUAUUAUUUAUUAAUGAAUUAUUAUGUUAUUUAUGGUCAUAUAAUAUUGCAUUCUGGUCUGGUGUUAUAUUAAGUGUUCAUAAUAUUGUAUGUAUAUCAAUUGAUCGAUUUAUAGCAGUUCUAUAUCCAAUCAUUUAUAAAACACAUCAAUUAUUAUUAAUUAUAAUAUUUCUCAUUUAUCAAUUAUGUAUGAUUGGAUUAUUAUUUAUACCAAUAAUAUUUUUUAGACAUUAUGAUAAUGAUAAAUGUAAUUAUGUACCUGGACCAAAUGGAAUUGAUUCAUUAACAUAUAUUGCUUUUCGUGGUUAUACAUGGUUAUUAUUUCAAUAUAUCAUUCCAGUAUUUAUAAUUACAAUAAGUCAUUUAUUAAUUAUAAUCAAAUUAAAAAAAAGACAAUAUCAAUCUAAAAUUCUUAAAUCAAUUGAAGUUUCAGCUAGUAAUACAUUACGUAAUAAAGGAUAUGAAUUGAAUAAAGAAAAAAAGUUGAUUAAAUUAGUUCUUAUAACAGCAAUUAUGUCUGGUCAACAAGCUACAUUACAUUUAUAUGAAUCGAUACGUUAUUUUUUGACAAUGUUAAAUAUUGUAAUUUAUAGUUAUGGUACUAUUGGACAACAAAUGGGUCCAUUUUUAAUCAUAUUAAGUAGUUGUAUUAAUCCAUGUAUUAUUAUUGGAACAACAGUAUCAGUACGUAGACGAUUUUCAUAUUAUCUACAUGAGAUUUGGAUAAAAAUGAAACGGGGUUAAUAUAUUUAAUAUACCUUUCAUAACAUUUACAUUAUUUUAGACAAUGUGAUUCAAAAGGAAAGAAAUCCAAGUGUUCAAUGGUUAUAUCAACUAAGUGAUUCAAUUCAAGCACAACAUUAUUUGGAUGUUAAUCUAGAUGUGAAAAAUAAUGCUAUUUAUUUAUCUACUUUAUUCUUGGAAUUCAAUAUUCAAGUUGUUUUUAAACAUUUGUAACCUACUCAGAAAAAAAUUUUUUGAAUCAAAUUUCUAUUAGACCACCUAAUCAUCUUUUUUAAUUUACUGAGCUGGUGUAAAUUAGUUACUAUAUAAAGUUAAUAAUUGUAAUACUUCAUGUAGUUUAAAUGUACCAGUCUACUGAUAUAUUACAUUUAUGGAAUAGAUUGAGUCACGAGUAAGUGGUCAAUUAUAGUAAAGUGAUAAGUUCUUAUCAGUCAAGUAAACUUCUACAAGCA
Messenger RNA from Schistosoma rodhaini, 1427 nucleotides. Lineage: Eukaryota; Metazoa; Platyhelminthes; Trematoda; Strigeidida; Schistosomatidae. The record is from the annotation of a GenBank genome assembly.